AUCAGAGAAACAUCACAGCAGAACCUGGACAGACCGUCAUUCUGCCAUGUAAAUCUGCUGAGGAUAAACCUGCUAAAGCUGCGGAGUGGUGGAGAUCUGAUCUGGAGUCAGAAUAUCUUAUUCUGUCCAGAGAUAAUUGGAAUGAUGAAGUAAACAAGCGUCUUUCCUAUGAGAACCGAGUGGAUCUGCAGUACAGACAGAUGAAGGAUGGAGACGCGUCUUUGGUUCUGAAGAACCUGACGACUGAAGAUACUGGAUCAUAUAAAUGUAAAGUCCAGAAUCAAGGAAGCCAUGAGAGAAAGCUUAUCACCACCAUCCAGCUUCAGGUUUCUCCUCCAGGAAGCAAGGAUGAGGAGAGCAAGAUUGAAGGAAACAUUGUCGUAAUCACAGUUCUGGUCAUAAUUGCUCUUGUUGCUGGCGUUUUCAAUCUGUAAAAACAGGAUCAGAGAUCAUCCAGCUGAUGUAGAUGUAGAGUGAAUGCCUGAGAUCUGUGGACAUCAUUUGCAUCUUAUUUAUUAUACCUGCUGAUUGUUUUCUUUUCUAUAAAAUGCUGUGCUAAUAAG
Messenger RNA from Cyprinodon variegatus (sheepshead minnow), 563 nucleotides. RefSeq names its product coxsackievirus and adenovirus receptor-like. The transcript has 2 exons. NCBI's taxonomy places the organism in Eukaryota, Metazoa, Chordata, Actinopteri, Cyprinodontiformes, Cyprinodontidae. The record is from RefSeq and is a predicted model, not a curated record. Gene Ontology annotation, cellular component: external side of plasma membrane. Gene Ontology annotation, biological process: immune response; cell surface receptor signaling pathway; T cell costimulation. The annotation marks the transcript as partial.